UGCCUAACUAAAAGACUAAAAACCUAUCUCACCCAUCCUCCUCACCCUCUCUUCCAGCACUGCCACCGUCUACUGUUCAUCCACCUCCAGCUUCAUGCUGAUGCUCCCAACUCCCAAGGAUGACUUGACCACCUGAGCAGCUGAGCAUCAGAGCAUAGCAUCCGUGGUGUCGUUGGAUGGAUGGAUGCCUGGAUCACUCACCCGGGAGAGGAAGAGUACUAGCUAAUCACUGCCGAGAUUCCAGCACACGGAUACGUCUGUAAGCUUACACGCUGCAGAGAGUACUAGAUCGGGCGCUGCACAUUCCGCCGCGCGGAUGGAGCACCACCACCACCACCAUCACAUGAUCCCGGGCCAAGAACCGGCGGUGCCGGACGGCGCAAACCAGGACAGCUUCUUCCUCGGCCCCGGUGCGGCCGUCAUCUUCCCCGGCGGCGCCGGCGCGUCUGGGGCUGGCUCAUCGUCGUCUGGCGCUGGGGCCCUCGGGUCCUCGGCGGGGGGAGGCGGGCCGUCGCCGUCCAGCUCGUCGCCGUCGCUGAGCCGGUACGAGUCGCAGAAGCGCCGGGACUGGAACACGUUCGGGCAGUACCUGCGCAACCACCGGCCGCCACUGUCGCUGUCUCGGUGCAGCGGCGCGCACGUUCUGGAGUUCCUCAAGUACAUGGACCAGUUCGGCAAGACCAAGGUGCACACGCCGGUGUGCCCCUUCUACGGUCACCCCAACCCGCCGGCGCCGUGCCCGUGCCCGCUGCGCCAGGCCUGGGGCUCCCUCGACGCGCUCAUCGGCCGCCUCCGCGCCGCCUACGAGGAGAACGGCGGCACGCCCGAGAUGAACCCCUUCGGCGCGCGCGCCGUGCGGCUCUACCUGCGCGAGGUGCGCGAGACGCAGGCGCGGGCCCGCGGGAUCAGCUACGAGAAGAAGAAGCGCAAGAAGCCGUCGUCGGCCUCGGCCGCGGCGGCGGGGCCGUCCGAGGGGAGCCCGCCCCCCGGGUCGUCCGGCGGUGGAGGGGCUGACACGUCGGCGUCGCAGCAGUUCAUCAUGCCGUGAGUUUUUUCCUAGCUAGGUGAUCCAUCCACAUCCAUUGAUCCACCUGAGUCUGAGCUAGCUGCUAGCCGCACGAGUUGGACUUCUUGGAAUGGCGGUGCGCUGGUAGAACAACAAGGCUAGGCCAUUGUUCUUGCCUUCUUCAGUGGCUUCUUGCAUUUUGCAAAAGAUUUCUCCCAUUGUUUUUCAUUUCACUUUAAUCAUCGAGUGAGUACUAGUUGAAUCAUUGCUGUUUUAUUUAAAUUUCAGUUAAUGGUUAUGUUUUUGCUUGGUUUAUUUUGCUCCCCGAGAGGGUCGCAAGAACAGUAUGUGUGAAUCUAGCUUAGUAGUUAGCAGUUGUUGUUCAUUGUCUGGGAUAAAUUUUUCAACAACAGUAGCAGUGUGGUGCUGGUGCAUAAGCCAGCAACCUAACAUGCUAGCUAUUCAUCUCGAUCAUUGGCACUAAAGAAAAUGCUUCAUUAUCCAUUCAUGUACUGCUGGUGGUACAAUUUCCUUUUCUCGUCAGGGGAGCAAAAGGGCACAAUGCAUGG
Molecule: messenger RNA, 1575 nt
Organism: Phragmites australis (common reed)
Lineage: Eukaryota; Viridiplantae; Streptophyta; Magnoliopsida; Poales; Poaceae
Product: protein G1-like6
Exons: 2
Coding region: 317-1048 (243 amino acids)
Biological process (GO): response to light stimulus; mRNA transcription
Cellular component (GO): nucleus
Source: RefSeq, a predicted model, not a curated record